This is a messenger RNA of Anneissia japonica, 832 nucleotides long. Its product is annotated as UPF0561 protein C2orf68 homolog. NCBI's taxonomy places the organism in Eukaryota, Metazoa, Echinodermata, Crinoidea, Comatulida, Comatulidae. The transcript has 5 exons. The coding region runs from base 99 to 731 and encodes 210 amino acids. The record is from RefSeq and is a predicted model, not a curated record.
AGUCAGUAAAUGAAAUAGUGUAAUGUAUAAACAAAAUAUCGUCAGUGCAUACAAUUAUUCUUUGGUGCAUAAUUAUUAUACUAUGUACAGUAGUCAGGAUGGACGACGAAAGUACGUCUUCCGCAGCAGCCAGCAGGCUGGAUAUGAAGCAUGGUUUUGUAAAGCAAAUCAUUCGAAACCAAGUAAGCAGAGAUGAAUACGACAAGGAGGUGAAGACCUCUCAACAACUUAAAAAAAACAAAAAAAGAACUGAAAUCUCAAGGGGUACCCGAGAAUAUUACCUACCACCACAAAUGAGGAAGGGGGCCGAGGAAAAUACAGAAGUAAGUAAACAAGAAAACAUUCUAGAAACCGCAGAACAGAGCGAGCUGGAAAGUAAAGAAGACAGGGAAAAUGUAGAAACAAAAGAACAAGAAGAUGUAGAAGCAAAAGAACAAGAAGAUGUAGAAGCAAAAGAACAAGAUGAUGUUGAAGCAAAAGAAGAAGAGCCACAGAAAGAGUCAGAAGAAUUUUUAGUUGUACUCUUCAAACUUGAAUAUACAGACCAUCACGGGCAAAUUCAUAACAGAGUAGUAUACAAGGGUGAGAAUGCCAAAGAUAUUGCCAACGAAUUGGCCAUGAAAACUGAGCUUGGUGAAAUUCCGUGCAAAAAACUUGAAGUAAUAAUAUCAAAGAACAUCCAGAAACACUUAGAUCGAAUAUUGUCAAGGAAACUUCUACAACAAACAUGAGUCUGCUGGCAGAACUUUUGAAACUGUCUGGAGUAACUGGAGCUAUUGCUUAUUUUUAAAUCCUGUUAAAAACAUUAAAUACAGAAGCUAAUGAGUUGUAC